AAAACGCCCAGACCAAGCCCCUAAUUCAGAAAGCUUUGGAGAUAACGCAUUUAUACCCCCGCUGCAGCCCUUUUAGUUUGUGUAGCCGCUUUAUUUGUAAUAACAAGAAGAAUAAGGAACGAAGUACAAUGAUUGACUUAAAUGUCACCACCGUCCUCGCUGUGGUCUUUAUCGUUCUGGUGGAUGCCUGGGCGGUGUGGUACUAUUUCCGUCGGCGAGGGACGCCGCCCGGGCCCGUGGCCUUCCCCGUGAUCGGUAGCCUGGUAUCUCUCGGCGACACGCCGCACGAGACGUUCAGCGCGAUGGGGAGGACAUACGGGAACAUCUGUAGUUUCUGGCUCGGUACACGACUGGUUGUUGUGUUGAAUGGGUACGAGACCAUGCGAGAGGCGUUCUUAGACAAGGCUGGCUGUUUUUCGCACAGACCGAGCUAUUUUCUACCGAAGUUGGCCUCGGGAGGAAUAAGCGGUGAUUCCACACCACGGCCCUCCCAUUGGAGAGCUCAGCAACGGCUCAGCUCCUACAUCGUUCGUAGUUUCACCCUCGGUCAGACCGUCAGCUUGGAAAGAAAAAUCACUGUCGAAAUACAAGGCCUGUUCGAUCAUGUAACCAGCAUGCAAAGCGCGCCCUUUGACCCAGAAAGACUUCUCCUCAAGAGCGUUGCCAACACGAUUUGCUCCGUCAUCUUUGACGUCACGUUUCCUUACGAUCAUCAGGAAUUCUGCGGCUUUCUAGAACUUUUCAAGAGGAACACCGACGCAGCCUCGAAGAUUCCUCUCGGCAACUACUUUCCCUUUCUAAGGCACCUUCCAAUCGGUGGGCAUAAGGAGUGUUUUGAGAAUAGCGAAGUGGUGCAGGUAUUCAUGAAGAAGACGGUGGCUGAGCACAGAGAAAAGUUCGACCCGGAGAAACUGAGGGACUUUACGGACGUCUAUCUGUCAAAAGUUCGAGAUGCAAAUGAUGGGAUCAAGUUUACCGAUGAUUUACUCAUGGAAGCGAUUCGGGACAUAUUCGUGGCAGGUACGAGUACCGCCGCCGCCGCUCUACAGUGGGCUAUCCUCUACAUGACGGUGUAUCCGGAAGUUCAGGAAAAGGUACAGGAUGAGAUUGACCGUGUGGUCGGCAAGGACCGCCUCCCCUCUUUGAUUGACAGGUCUAACCUUCCAUAUACGGAAGCCACCAUGAUGGAAGUGAGCCGCCUGCGGCUAACCGGGCCCUUGUCUCUCACUCACGUCACCCAACAGGACACGGAGCUCUCCGGAUUUAACAUUCCAAAGGGAACAGUUAUCAUUCCCAACGUGUGCUCGGUCAGCACCAACCCGGAAGUAUGGAAGAACCCGCUGGAGUUCGACCCGGCUGGUUUCCUGGACAGCGACGGGCGCCUGAUGAAGGAAGGGGUCUUCUUACCGUUCUCUUCUGGCUGGUGUGCGUCCAACCCCGGCGAGCAGCUGGCGCGCAUGCUGAUGUUCCUGUACUUCUCCUGCCUCAUGCAGCAGUUCCGCUUCCAGAAGCCAGAUGGCGCUCCUCCGCCCAGUUUGAGACCCAAAGCAGGCCUGAAUCUCGUCCCCUGCCCUUAUGAAAUAGUUGCUAUCCCACGAACUUAGUGUUCUUUUCUGGAUUUGUUUAUCACAGUAUGUGGCUAAAGACUGUGGUCUUAUCAAUUUUGUCCUGAGAAAAAAAAGGAGCCUAGUACCCAUGCUGGUCCCAGCUCCCGCCCGCUCCUGUGCCGCUUCCCUGCCGUACUGUACGUGUAUUCUACCGAGAAGCGAUCAGAGGAAUCAAGAGUAGAACGGAUUCCAGACUAAAAAAGAGGCACAGAUUCUAUUACCAGUAGUAGUAGCUGUCUUUGUCUCGUGAUGCCAAUAUAUGACUUUCUUGUUUAGAAAGUCAAAUAUGAUUUAAAGGAUUUUCUUUAGAAACAGACAAUUUUUUUCUACGUGAAA
This is a messenger RNA of Branchiostoma floridae (Florida lancelet), 1943 nucleotides long. Its product is annotated as cytochrome P450 2U1-like. Gene Ontology annotation, molecular function: heme binding; oxidoreductase activity, acting on paired donors, with incorporation or reduction of molecular oxygen, reduced flavin or flavoprotein as one donor, and incorporation of one atom of oxygen; iron ion binding. The transcript has 7 exons. NCBI's taxonomy places the organism in Eukaryota, Metazoa, Chordata, Leptocardii, Amphioxiformes, Branchiostomatidae. The record is from RefSeq and is a predicted model, not a curated record. Gene Ontology annotation, biological process: xenobiotic metabolic process. The coding region runs from base 129 to 1604 and encodes 491 amino acids. Gene Ontology annotation, cellular component: intracellular membrane-bounded organelle; cytoplasm.